Daldinia caldariorum is the source of this 2996-nucleotide messenger RNA. RefSeq lists its product as uncharacterized. NCBI's taxonomy places the organism in Eukaryota, Fungi, Ascomycota, Sordariomycetes, Xylariales, Hypoxylaceae. The record is from RefSeq and is a predicted model, not a curated record. Bases 622 to 2469 code for a protein of 615 amino acids. The transcript has 2 exons.
GCUGCUCCUGGUUCACAACCCCCCAUGCUACCAACUUUUGAUAUAUACAUCCCACCCAUAAACCCACCACUUAAAAACCCAAAAAAAUGCAGUGCACCGAAUAUUUCUUCCAAGAACCCAACCGAUCGCGGUUACGGCUGUGCCAGACUGAAUCAUCUGCAGUUGCAUUCGUGCAACUCUAGAUUAAAAUUCGACUCAUUUUGUCCUUUUGUCUGUCUCCCUCGAGGCUGGCCAAUAGCUUACAUAUAAUUAUAUAUAAUUAUAUCUUGCCUACCUUCUAUAUUUCCCAAACAAUUUGUAUUGUUCUGAAUGCCGCCUUAUUUUUGUGACGCAGCGGCCGCAGUCGUUGUCCAUUCGCGAAUGACGCAGCCAUCAAUUACCCCCUGGACGCUGUAGGAUCGACGAUCUUCCUAUUAUAUUCUAUCUAUUCCAUCAGUUCUAUCAGUUCUAUCAGUUCUAUCAGCCCACCAUAUUCAAUGAUAUAAUUCGCGCUUUUAUUUUUUAUUUCCGAAACAAAUCUCUUGCUUCAACGUGUUCGCAUUAUACUAUAUCCUAACUACUUCCGAUUCGCCUUCCAAUGCUUUUACAACCGUCAUCGACACUUCUUAUGAACAAAUAAAGAUGGCGAGCCUAAAGCCUGACCCCAAUGAACCCCCCGCUGCCGCUACCGCACCGACACCUAACGAUACACCUCAUUCCAAACCGCAGUCCAAACAACAGUCCACACCUCAGUCCCAGCCAAACUCGUCAUCGCAGUCCAAGGCGCCAGAGCCCAACCCAAAAGAGUAUUACGGCUAUCUGUUUGAUGGAAAAUCGCCGACCCCCGUCCUCGAUGCGCUACUCCGCGCUAUCGGACAAUAUAUUUCUGCUAAUAUUGGCGACACAAAUGUCCCUGAACUGAACCCCCCAAAAUUGGCUGACUUUUACCGUGCUGUCGGUGGUGACUAUGACCAACUCUUUCUAGGCUGUCCCUUCAAGUCCAUAUCUUACAUCUGGCAAGCUCUGGGUGUCCAGCAUACGCUGCAACCAACAGAUAAUCCUUUCGAAGAGCCGUCCGUCCCGGCUUUAACCCUCAAAGGGUUCGUUCGAUGGGAGGCGAUCCAGAUUCUCCUCGAACCUCAAGAACAUGUACCAUUCAUGCAAUAUGCUGUGCGCAAUUGGGGUUUAGUACAUCCUGAUACUGGGAAACCCUUCCCACCUGACUUACCAACAGAGGCUUUCCCAUCCGAAUGCGAUCCCGAGACAGAUGCCUGGCAUAAGGAGUGCGCACGGAGGCUCCGAGAAGAGGCUACUCCUAAAGAUGAACAUCCGCCUAAACAGCGCGAAUCCGAACCUCGGGUUCAUACCACUUUUACGCAUGUGCGCAACCCGCAAAACAAUACUACCACGCCUCGUCAAAGGCCAGAGAUGGACUAUUUUCAGCGGGAACGGCCCGUCUCAUACGCUCAUGUGCCGAGAAGCAAUUACGCUGGCCCCUAUUUUUCUGGUCCUAUCCCACCAAGGCAGCGACGGAUGAGCAGCAGUAAUAGCGGCAGCAGUUCUCUUGGUGGUAGCAGUAGUAGUUCACCAGAUCGGCCGCCUCAACGACCAAGCUUUUCGGAAAUUCGCCGUUCUGAAAUGGAUGAUCUCCGCCCUUCAAGUCAUCUCGAUCCUCGCCGCCCACAUGUUCCACACCGCCAUAGCCAAUCAAGACCCUAUUCUCCCUCUCCAUCAGGUUCUGACUCAGAUGUGCCGCCUCGUGCCAACUCUAAGUCGCGGAUGCACGGACCUAUACCGCCUCCGCCGACCAUUCGCCGCAUGCCGGUUGCGACUCCUAUAACGCCACCUAUUCCGAUCCGUUCACAUCGUAGCGAGAUACGGCCGGAUGUACGUUCUGAUGACGUUCGUAGGAGAAGUUUACCGGCGGAGAUAAAGCAGAAGGUUACCACCUUUCUCUCCGGAUCCUCUGAACGGCAACGAAGUCGUUCCGGUGAAAAGCGCCAUGCGACGAAUGUUGCACCGACCGUACGCUUUCGGAGAGAGCAUCCCUCGCGGCUUAGCCGCAGUGUUUCUGGAGGGUCAUAUCCUAGCGACGAGUCUGAAGCAGGGAUUCCCAAAUAUCCCCUAAGGCGCAGGCGCGAUCGUGAGCGUGAGCGUAUUCGCGAUAGAGUAAUCGAAAAGGAACUUCUAAGAGAUCGUUCGCGAGAAGAAGAGUUGGAGAGGAGAAGGAGUCGGGAAAGGGCAUAUCUGCAUCCAGCAGAGCUCAGAAGAGCAAGCAGCCAUGCUGAAAUUGGGGGGCGAAAUAGAGAUUACACCUGGGAUCGUAGGGAUAGGGAUAGGGAUUCGGAUUAUGAUUGGGAUGGGAGGAGAGUUGUCACGUCCGACGAAAGAGACUCCCGAGACCGAAAGCGAUAUAAAGAUCGAAGGCACAGUCCUAUAGUAACGGGCGUUGGCGGCAGGCGAUAUCCUGGGGAAACGGGUUGGAAAUAGAUUGGGCCCACCAGACACAGGAUAACGGAACACCUUGAAGUUUAUGAUAUCGAUACCAUUUGUUCUGCGAUGCAAACCGAAGCGAUGCAUGUAGACGGGAUAGGAUAAACGAGCGACACUCCUAUCAAUGACGACAUGGCGCAUACGAGAUUUAUUUUUCUUUUGGCUGAAAAAGGGGCUAAUGAAGGGCCAAUGCCUGGCUCACUGCUUUGAUUAUGAUAGGUACCUAAAAUAAAUCUAUAGGAAGGACCACAUGAGUUAUGAAAUGUAUGAAGCUGGAAAUUCUAAUAUACAUAAUUUACCUGUUGGAAGAUCACUAGGAGACCCUGCAUCAGCAUACACAUUAUACCUAUAGCCGCUAACUCGGCCGAAUCUACCUGGUAACUACCUAAGUAACCAGAAUUAGCAGCCUUAAUAGUGAGCCUUUAAUCGGAUGUAUUAGGGAGGUACUUAGGCUGUUUUCACGGAAUUUUUACUGAGUGAAUGGCACUGAAAAUCUAGAACUUGUCCUAGGACGUACUACUAGG